AUGCAUUUUCUUCUAGUCGAUGCAUUUAGAAAACUUGGUUCUCCAACAGUUCGAAAUGAUGAUUUUUAUGAUCGUUUAAGCCGAAAAUAUUCACUUAUAUUCUUAGGCGUCUCAUUUCUUGUUGUUAGUACAUCACAGUUUGUUGGUCAUCCAAUUAAUUGUUAUACGCAAAAUAUUGCUGGUAGUCACAUAUCAUAUGUUAAUUGGGUGUGUUGGAUAUCAAAUUCAUAUUAUUUACCAUUUGAAAAACCUUUGCCAAAUAGAGAUCAGACAACACCCGAUAAAAUACCAUACUAUCAAUGGGUGCCAUUCAUUAUAUUGUGUAUGAUGUUUUUAUUUUAUUUACCUGGUUUUGUUUGGCGAAAUAUGAAUAAAACAUGUGGUAUAAAUACAAAAAUAAUUACAAACAUGGUUCUAAGUAUGGAUCAAUUAAAUUCUGAAACACGUGAAAAAACUGUUCGUUCAUUAGCAAAACAUAUUGAUAAAGCAUUAGCAUAUCAUCGUGAAUAUGAAUAUGGUUUUAGUUAUAAAGUACGUCGAUCUAUAGCAUCAAUAUUUCAUUGUUUAAAUGGUCAUACAUCUGGUAAUUAUUUGGCAUGCAUCUAUAUAUUUGUAAAAUUUUUGUAUAUUGCUAAUGCUAUUGGUCAAUUAUUUUUAUUAAAUUUAUUUAUGGGUAAAGAUUUUAAUAUGUACGGUAUAAAUGUAUUAAAUCAAUGGUUUCGUGGUAGUGAUAUGGAUGCUGUUGAAAGAUUUCCUCGUAUAACAAUGUGUAAAUUUAAAAUUCGUACAUUGGGUGAUAAUAUUCAACCUUAUGAUGUUCAAUGUUUAUUACCAAUUAAUAUUUAUAAUGAAAAAAUAUUUUUAUUAAUAUGGUUUUGGCUUGCAUUUGUUGCUGCUGCAUCGAUUUACGGUCUUAUUAAAUGGUUAUAUUAUUUUACAUCUAAAUCACGUACAGAUUUUAUUCAACGAUUUUUAAGAGCAAAUGAUAUUCAUUAUAGUGACUCAUCGAGUCAAACAUUAGAUCAUCGUAGUUCACAAUUACCACCACCAAAACGAUUACAUGAUUUUAUUAAUAAUUAUUGUCGACAAGAUGGUAUUCUAUUAUUAAGAAUUGUUAAGAAAAAUACCAAUAAUGUUAUUGCUGGUGAAGUUAUUUGUGCUUUAUGGGAUAAUUGGAAAGUAUAUCCACAAUUUCGUUCAAAUACGACACCCGAAUCAGAUAGUGGAAUUAUGGCUAUUGGUGUACAUGGUAGUGGAGAGGGAGGAAAUGAUAAUCAAGCAAUGAAACAAUUGCUGAUGCCUCAGAGAUUACCAUAA
Messenger RNA from Didymodactylos carnosus, 1317 nucleotides. The record is from the annotation of a GenBank genome assembly. Lineage: Eukaryota; Metazoa; Rotifera; Eurotatoria; Philodinida; Philodinidae.